Linnemannia hyalina is the source of this 990-nucleotide messenger RNA. The record is from the annotation of a GenBank genome assembly. NCBI's taxonomy places the organism in Eukaryota, Fungi, Mortierellomycota, Mortierellomycetes, Mortierellales, Mortierellaceae.
AUGGUACACCACUGGUAUGAAUUUGGUAGCAUGACGGCUGCCGCGAUUCCUGUUCCCAAAGAAGCGCUGCAACAGCCGUUUAAUCUGCCGGGUUUCAAGCUGAUGACUUUUAUGCACGAGCACUAUGAAAGGGAGCCCGAAGAGGAGCUCUACAAUGAGUAUCAUGGUGCGAUUAUCUGCCUUGCGGAUACGGAGCUGCUCUUCUCAACGGUAUAUGCCAUUGGCCCAUACACUAUCCCACGAUACCAGGCUUCGUGCAAGAGCAUGAAGCACUUGGAUGCGUUUAUGCCAGCAGGCACCCGAGAGAUCUUGGUCAGCGCGUUUGAGAAGUAUACAGGCCGCAAGCCGGAUGUUGUGCCUGGGUUCUGGGCCAUCGGCUCCACAUCUCAGUACCGUGUGCAACUACACACGACUUGGUCUUUGGGGACAGAUGAAAGAAUCGAUGACGGAGACUGUGACACGUUCGGCUUUGCUGUGGAGCAGGAUGCUGAUGGCAGCGAUGCAGAUUUCAAGUGGCUCAAGUACAAGGUCGACCAAGGCGCAGAUUUCAUUGUGACCCAGCUUUUCUAUGGCAUGGUCUUGUUCCUGGACUGGAUCAAAGAGUGUCGCACCCGCGGUAUCGCCGUUCCCACCAUUCCAAAUAUCAUGCCCAUCGAGAGCUUCGGCGGUUUCGGCCGUAUGACCAGUCGCUGCAAUGCCUUUGUUCUCGAGCGCAUCAAGAACGCACUUGAACCCUUCAAAGAGGACGACCAGGCGGUGAAGGACUUUGGAGUCAAACUGGCGGUCGAGAUGUACAAGGGUAUGCAGGCAGGAGGUAUCAGCGGACUCCACGUUUACAUCCUGAACUUUGAAAAACCAACCUGCCUGAUCCUCGAAGGAUUUGACUUUGUCGCUCCCCGCACAAGCACUCGUCCUUUGCCCUGGAACCGUUCGCUAUCAGAGAAGCGCGAGAAGAAUGUGCGUCCCAUCUUCUGGAAGAUUAUGAUCUAG